This is a messenger RNA of Spodoptera exigua (beet armyworm), 3781 nucleotides long. The record is from the annotation of a GenBank genome assembly. Lineage: Eukaryota; Metazoa; Arthropoda; Insecta; Lepidoptera; Noctuidae.
GUUCUACAGUCAGCUGUCAUAUCGUAGUAGUUUGUCAUUCAACGUCACCCAUAGUGUAAUAUUAUCAAUAUUUAAAUAGGUCAUAAAUAAUUAAAUACUUAAAUGCCUGUAAUAAAACAAUGAGGUGACGUGGCUAUCCAAAAAUUCUAAUCACUUAUGCAUUCCAAUAACUAAGUUAUACACACAAUAUAGGUAAUAUUUGAAGUUUGAACGAUGGCUGGUGUUCCGGUUAAAUGCGGUACGAUUGUAUCGUUCUGUUUUGUGCUGUAUGCUGUUUAUUUCCGCAAAAAUGAUAUUGGAGACGUGCGGCUGUCUCCUGUGAAAGAUCAUUUACUAUAUUUGGAGAGUGAGAACAAAGUUGGCGAGGGAAAACUUCAGCCGAAAGUCGCGCUUGGCUAUGGCGCGUGUCACGAUCUGUUUGUUAACGCUACUUCGUUAUUGGAUCACAAGGAGCUGAAAGGAAACCCUGAACAUUUCAAUGAGAUCUCAAACAAGGAAGAAUUCCUUAAAAGUUUCGCUUAUUUCUUCAAACAUGGCGCAGCUGCCGAGCGGUUUGUGUCCAAUGGGAAAUUGUAUGAUGAAUUAAUAGAACAAGCUUUGAAACUGCCUGACUCAAGAUGGGCUAUUGGGGGCAAUGCUCCGCUGAUGGCUAAACGGUUCUACAUAGAGGGAUGGAAGGUGCUAUUUGCAGCAAAAAUGAGCAAAAAAUUAAGGAAAUACAUUCCUAAAGAUAUAGAGAUAGUUGGUGGGGAGGAGAAUGAGGAAGUGAAGGAUGAUAUCCACAUGAUUCUAGAGUACAAAACUGAUGAGACAUUUGGUACUCUGAAGGCUCCCAGAGCAAACAGAUACAUUGUACAUAAUGAUGAGAACAAUCCAUUACUCAGUUCCCUGGAGAAGUUUGAUGAACAUUUACCAGGUUUUGGCCCAAACUUACUAGUCAUUAGUGGACUGCAGAUGAUGGAUAACUAUCCCUUUAAAAUUGGAGAUGGUAAAGACUUAAGAGCUGAAAGACUGGACCUAGUCAAGAAACAAAUAUUAUCACAACCACUGUCUACACUGACCCACUUUGAAAUGGCCAGUUAUGUUGACUUGGAGCUUCUGAAACAUCUCACUACCAAAAUACUGCCAUUUGUAGAUUCAGUUGGUAUGAAUGAACAAGAAUUAACAAAUCUAUACAGUGUCUUAGAAUAUGGAGAAGUCAGUGUUGUUGCUGACUCCAACCCAAGAGUUGCUACAGCGUUAGAUCAAAUGCGUAAAACAUUUUUGUUGAUAAGACGCCAGAAUGAAUUGUAUGAGAGUAAGAGAAAGCUUACUCGCAUCCAUGUGCAUACUUUAGCUUACCAAGCCAUAAUGACAGUUAAAAACUCAAACUGGAAGAGAACUGAGGCUGCAGCUGCUAAAGCAUCGCUAACUGCACACAGAUAUGUCUGUAACAGCCAAGAUAUUGCCUUGGAUAAAUGUAAACUGUUACUGGAUGACAGUUUCUCUACAACCACAGAUAAUGACAACACAAGUAGGGUGUUCUUUGAGCCUACCAAACCAGUCUCAUGUUGGGAUGAGGAGAUAAAUGGGGAGUAUGUUGAUAUUUGUGUGGCUCCUGUACUUAUAUGCACUGAGGCUCAACUCACUGCCGGUGCUGGGGACAAUAUCUCUGCUGCAGGGCUGGUACUUCAAGUAGAAAAAUAAACAUGCCAUUUAAUUGCCUUAUAGUUGUUGAUCAACAUCACUUCUUAAUUCAUUCCAUUUGUAAAUGUGUUAUGUAUUUGGUGCCAUUAUUUCAGGAUGAUCUUUUUAAAUAAUAUACUAUAUUUAUUGCUUAAUCAAUAUGACUAGAAUUAAAUAAUUUAUUUAUUGUAAUAUUAAAUUUUACCAUUUUAUUCUAUGGACAGAAGAAGUACACAUAAGACUGGUGGGUAAAUUAUUUAUUUUACAUAAAAUGUAUGUAAUUUAUUUUGUUUUGCUUUUAGAAAAUAAUCAGAACUGGUCAUGAGCAUAGGAACAAAAAUAGUUUUUGCUUCGCGCAUAAUUUUUAUCAUUCCGAAAUAAGUUUUAUUUUUCUACAUUUUUUAAACAAAAUUAUAAUGUGAUUUCUUGCAACAAUAAUUAAAUUAUCUUUAGAUAAUAUUGAAAAUACAAUAACAGUAGAUUAUUAAUAACAUUCCUAAAUUAUAUUUGGCUAAGUAGAUGAUCUGGUGUUAGUUGUUGUUUGAAUAAAAUCCUUUUUUGAUAAAUUUUGUUUUAUUUUAUAUUUAAUCAAACCUUAUGUACACAUUAUAUACAUAUUGUAAUAGGUUACAAAUAAUUUACUGUAGAUGAUAAAGUUAAAGAUGGAAAAUAAAUUAAAAAUUAACAAUCCCCAUUGUGGUACUUAUGGGACUAAACAUAAAACAGGUUGUUGUCUGAUAGUAAAGAAUAGUUGAGACAAAAAUCAAUGAGCUUAUUCCAGGUAUCUUAGGGUAAAGUAAAGAAGGUACCUAGGUGACUAAAAACUGAGUAGACAUGUAUAUAUGUAUUGUAACCAAUAACAAUGUCAUUUUCAGAUCUAGAUCUAAUAUGUAGAAGUUAAAAUACAAUAGUAAUACAUGCAUAUCAAGUGAUAUAACAUACAAAUGCUUAAUUCUAUAGCACACACACACAUUUUUAUUUCAUUUUUUCAUUUUCUGUUUAACUAAUUUAUUUAUUUAUCAGAUAGACCAGGUUUUUUUAUACCUGGAUACUAAAGACUAAGUUAACAUUGUAAAUUCUAAUUAUGGUAAUUUUGACUUAAAAUAAUAUAUGCAUUACUUAGUUACACAAGAACUUUUGUGUUGGCACGCAUCGGAAGGCACCUUGCUAACAAAUAACAAAUUAAAUACAAUAACAAAGAUUUGGUCAAUGUCAACACAUAGUACUGAAACUUAUACAAAUAGUAACAAUAGUUUCUAGUCAUACAAACUAAAUAUGUUAGUAAUAUGACAAUAUGUUAAUUUUUUUACAGCUACCUACAUACAUUAUUGCUAAUUAAAAUAAUGGAGUGGGUACAAUCACUAGUGAUACAAAGAUUUGGAUUACAUGAUUAUAAGUUAAAUUUUAGGAUUACUUUGUGGAUAUGUAAAGAGGCAGCUUACAAAAUUCAAGUUUGCAUAAUCUGGUGAAGUUAUGUGUUGGGAAAUUAUUGUUGUUGUAUCAUACAAAUCUUAUUCAGUCUUGAUAAUUUUGAAUUUAGAGAGAACAUAAUUUAUUCGUCUUUAUCCUCAAACUUGGUCUUCUUAUUUGGGGGUCCCUUAGCUGUGCCUUUAUAUGGAUCAUAGAGCCCGCUCUUGAUGAACCGCUUAGCUGCUUCUAUGUCAACCGAUGGCCUUUUUUCUCGGUCUUUAACUUCCUGCCAUUUUAACAUCGCAGCUUUUAUUCGCUGCAGUUCAUCUUUAAUGGGAUGACUUGUUGGGUCCACGCCCUGUAUCCUCAAAUGGAUCCAGUGCAAUGAAUUUAAAGUGAAUGCUAAGAACAAAUCGAGUUCAAUUUGUGCUGGCAAUAUUAAAUUAUCGUAUUGCUCUUUAAGCGGUAACAAUUGGUCCAAUACCUGUUGUACUUCCAUUAAAUUCUCCUUGAGAGUCUCGCAAUUGUUAACGAAGUUUUGAUUCGUUGAUAAUUCGCCGUAUUUCAAAUCCCAAUCCAUGUUUGUCGUUUGCACUCGUAUGUUGCAAUUAAAUCGAAUGUAGGUCUAUUGCCGAUACACAAACGUACGGCCAGAAAUAUACCACGUUUUAGUCUAAUCUAAUUUAUAACCUGACCCUGAAUUCUG